Messenger RNA from Egretta garzetta (little egret), 1813 nucleotides. RefSeq names its product histone H4 transcription factor (gene HINFP). NCBI's taxonomy places the organism in Eukaryota, Metazoa, Chordata, Aves, Pelecaniformes, Ardeidae. Gene Ontology annotation, molecular function: DNA-binding transcription factor activity, RNA polymerase II-specific; RNA polymerase II cis-regulatory region sequence-specific DNA binding. Gene Ontology annotation, biological process: anatomical structure development; regulation of transcription by RNA polymerase II. The coding region runs from base 54 to 1613 and encodes 519 amino acids. The record is from RefSeq and is a predicted model, not a curated record. The transcript is spliced from 10 exons.
AGGCCUUGGUGCUGCAGUGCGAGUGGGAGGCGUGCACCUACGUGGCCUCGAAGAUGGAGGAGUUUUGCGAGCACGUAGCCCAGCACCUGCAGCAGCACGUUCCCGGGGAGCACCGGGACGAGAUGGACCCUCUCGAGGAAUACACGUGUUUGUGGCAGGAAUGUGGUUUCUGUUCCCCAGAGAGCUCAGCUGACCUCAUUCGCCACGUCUAUUUUCACUGCUACCACACCAAGCUGAAGCAGUGGGGGCUGCGGGCCCUGCAGAGCCAGUCAGAUGUGAGCCAUUGCCAGCUGGACUUCCAGAGCCGCAAUAUCAUCCCUGAGAUCCAGGAGAACUUUCUAUGUCUGUGGGAGUACUGUGAGAGAUCAUUUGAUAAUCCUGAGUGGUUCUAUCGGCAUGUGGAGGAUCACAGCUUCUGUUCGGAGUACAAGGCAGCAGGCAAGGAGAACCAUGUGGUCCUCUGUGGCUGGAAAGACUGUGAUUGCACCUUCAAGGGGCGCUGCAAACUGCGGGAGCACUUGCGCAGCCACACACAGGAGAAGGUGGUGGCCUGUCCUACCUGUGGGGGGAUGUUCGCCAACAACACCAAGUUUUUUGACCAUAUCCGCCGUCAGACUGCACUGGACCAGCAGAGGUUUCAGUGUUCCCACUGCUCCAAGAGAUUUGCCACAGAGAGGCUGCUCCGUGACCAUAUGAGGAAUCAUGUGAACCAUUACAAGUGCCCUCUGUGUGACAUGACCUGCCCACUGCCCUCCUCCCUGCGCAAUCACAUUCGUUUUCGGCACAGUGAGGAGCGGCCAUUCAAGUGUGACUACUGUGACUACAGCUGCAAGAAUCUCAUUGACUUGAGGAAACAUCUGGACACGCACAGCAAAGAGCCAGCCUAUCGCUGCGAGUUUGAGGCUUGCAGCUUCACUGCACGUUCCCUCUGCUCUAUCAAACUGCACUACCGGAAAGUCCAUGAGGGUGACUCAGAGCCCCGGUACAAGUGCCAUGUCUGUGACAAGUGCUUCACACGUGGAAACAACCUCACUGUCCACCUCAGGAAGAAACACCAGUUCAAAUGGCCCUCGGGGCAUCCUCGCUUCAGGUACAAGGAACAUGAGGAUGGCUACAUGAGGCUGCAGCUGGUGCGUUACGAAAGCGUGGAGCUGACAGAGCAGCUACUGAAGGACAGAGAGAAGCGGGGAGAGGCACUGGAUGGCUCAACUGAGUGUGUGGUGCUGUCAGAGGGUGAGGGCAACCUGCAGGGCAUCAUUCUGGAGGCGCCAGCAGAGGCUUCCCUGGCAGAGAAUGGUAUUGCUGAGCUGCAGGUGGCCCCGCUGUGCCCAGCUCCUUGCUCUGCUGACAACCCUGAGCCAGCACAGCCAAGUGCCUUCCCAGGAGCAGCGCUGUCGUCAGAGCAAGAACCCAGCGCCCCGGCCAACCCUAUCAUCCGUGUGGUGAACCGGACCAAUGAGCAUGGGGAGAGCGAGACUGUGUAUUAUGUCAUGGCCAGCACAUCCUCAGAGGAGCAGCUGGCAGCACCUGGCGGGCUGACUAUGGAGCUGGAGGAGAAUGUCAUGGACCGUCUGCAGAAGACUGCUGAGGAGCUGGGCAUCCAGAUCGUGUGAGGGGCUCACCUGCCUCUCUGUCCCCAUGCCUGCCAGCCGUGGUAUACUGUGGUGAGAGGACAAGACCAAGUUGCUGAGAGCCUGCACUGUGGGAGGUGGGCACUGAAGAAUUGCUAGGAUCUCUUGAUGUGUCCUACAUGCUGCUGCUUGGUGCAACUGCCUUGGAGAGUGUUGUUCCAUGUCCCCAGAGGUGUCACUGG